UCAUGUUUUUCAACCUAACAUGAAGUUUGUUCUCAAACUUCCCUUUCUAUUUAUUAUUAUUAAUAAUGUGUUUAUAAAGUGCCUUAACCCUUAACAUACCCUCAACAUAUCAAAUGUCAUAUUUCAAAAUGAUAAAACUAAUAAUUAUCACCUCUCUUGUCAUUUCAGUGUAUUCAAAAUUUUAUUCAACUUAUUUUUUCGUUCUAAAAACUCUCAACAAUGUCCUGAAGAAAGGGACAUUGAGAGAAACAUUGACAAUGAAGAGAAGACAGACAUGAUGAGUGUAGAGAAGAAUGCUCCACCUCAGAUCUCCUUUAGGCGUGCUUUAUUUACAGUCUUCUUAUAUAUCUACCUGAGUUUUGUUGACUUUAUGGACCAGUUCAUUUUCAUAGGACUUUUACCUAUUAUAAAAAAGGAGUUCCAGGUAGCAACUAUCACAAUAGGAGUAAUAACUAUAGUGUUUAUAUGCACUAGAGCGAUCUUAGCACCAUUUUUCGGCUGUGCUUCAGAUCGUUAUAACCGUAAGAAGGUCAUAUGCAUUGGAUUAUUCUUCUAUUCCCUUUUCGCCUUUGGAUGCACAUACAUUCCCAAGCAGGGGUUCUGGAUCUUCCUGCUUGCGCGACUAGCUGUUUCAGCCAUGGCGGAAAGCUGCUUGACCCCAGUACCUUCGCUGAUUGCGGAUCUUUUCGGUCCUGAGAAGAGGACACGCAUCCUAGCUUUAUACAUGUGCACUAAGGCAGUGUUCUGUAUCAUUGCUAGCUGCUUUGGAACACCAGUAAUUAACCUGGCAGGUUUGAACUGGCGCAAUGCACUGCGGAUAACCCCAGGGUUUGGCCUUUUUGGCCUAUUACUGGCAAUAAUUGUUAUGAAGGAACCUGAACGAGGAGGAAUGGAAGAUGACAAAAAUGGGGAUGAAGGAACUAAAUUAAAUUGUUCCUGCUAUACUAACCUGAAACAACUGCUGAAAAGUUGUCACUUUCUCACCUUCACAGCUGGCAUAUUAUGCUAUGCUUAUGUGCUUGGUGCGAAAUAUUUUUGGGUCCCUAGAAUAAUUCGACAAGCCCGGAAAGAUGUACCUAUCGAGGUAUAUUGUUGGACCACAGACUGCAGCUAUGAUGAUAACCUGAUUUUUGGAAUCAUCAAAUGCGCUUCUGACCUAAUUGGAAUUGUUAUUGGCACGGAAAUCAGCAAGCGUUACCAGAAGAAGAAUCCUAAUGUCGACGCACUGUUGUGCGGAAUAGGGCUUUUCUUCUGUGCACCUUUCUUUGUGCUCUUUAUAUUCUUUGUAGAAAUCAAUCUGCCUGCUGCCUAUGUAAGUACUAUUAAUCUAGCACACAAUAUAAUUAGUAGGAUUUAUGGCACAGAUUUGCAACACCUAACAUAUAAUAGUAAUAAUGUAGACUGUAUAUUCCCCCACUUUGAUUGCUCUGCAAAUAAUAGUUAAUAAUUCUUUAUUUUUUCAGGGAUUCAUUGCCAUCUCUAGGAUAUUACAAGCAAUAUGCCAAGUCCCGAUGGUUAACAUGAAACUGGUAGUGUAACCUUUACUGUGCUUUAUUUACCCCCAAACUAUUUACCCCCUGUACAGCAAAUGCUUCUUGUCUAUUAGUUCCUAUAGAAGUGAAUUAAGAGCUCUGCAGAUUCUAGAAAAUGUGUCUUUCUAGCCUUAUGUGCCUUGAAGUACUUCUGAAAAUAAUCAGUGGUAGAUGGGUGAUCCUAACCCUUUGUCUUCUCUCUUUAGAACUUAGUGAGCCCAGGACUACGUGGGACAGCUAGUUCUAUUCAAAUGUUAUUUGCUAAGCUGAUAGGAAAAGUAGGGAGCAUAUACUUUAUAAUGUUGAUUUCUGAAGCAAUCCUAAAGCACAAUUAUACUCGGCUCAGUAGUGUGCAGUUUGCGUUGACAUUGGCUCCAUUAGUGGCAAUGAUUGGAGGGAUAGUAUUUUUUACUGUAUAUCUCCUAAAACAGAAAAUGGCAGCAAAACC
Molecule: messenger RNA, 1980 nt
Organism: Xenopus tropicalis (tropical clawed frog)
Lineage: Eukaryota; Metazoa; Chordata; Amphibia; Anura; Pipidae
Product: protein spinster homolog 1
Exons: 9
Coding region: 275-1444 (389 amino acids)
Biological process (GO): transmembrane transport
Cellular component (GO): membrane
Molecular function (GO): transmembrane transporter activity
Source: RefSeq, a predicted model, not a curated record